CGCGAAGACAGCCGCAGGGUAUAUAAGAGCCUCAGGAACCAGGUCUACAGUCCAGUCCGGAUCCAGCAGACACACAACAUGGCUCAGAAGACGGCACUGAUCGUGUACGCCCACCAGAGUCCGGUAUCGUUCAACGCAGCGGUGCGUGACGUGGCGAUGCAAGAGCUGGUGGCCCAGGGCUACAGGGUCCUCGUGUCCGACCUGUACACCAUGAACUUCAGAGCCAACGCCACCCAGGAUGACAUAAUCGGUGACCUGAAGACUCCAGAGCAUUUCCAGUAUGGAGAUGAGACCAUGAGCGCCUGGAUGGAGGGCCGCCUCAGUGACGAUAUUGUAGCCGAGCAACGCAAAGUAGAGGAGGCCGAGCUCGUCAUCUUCCAGUUUCCUUUGUACUGGUUCAGUGUGCCGGCCGUCAUGAAGGGCUGGAUAGACCGAGUGCUGACACAAGGUUUUGCUUUCUCCCUGAAAAAUAUGUACAAUAACGGUGUAUUCAAGGAUAAGAAAGCAAUGUUGUCUUUCACUACUGGAGCUAUGCAGACGAUGUUCAAGCCCGAUGGUAUCAAUGGAGACAUCAACGUCACUCUGUGGCCUCUACAGAACGGCACUCUGCACUUCUGUGGAUUUCAGGUUCUUGCUCCUCAGAUAUUCUGGAGUCCGGCUCACUGUCCCGCCGACGUGCGAACCGCAAUGCUAGAUGGGUGGCGAGCCCGAGUGAAAGGACUGUUAGAAGAAAAGCCUUUGACCUUUGCCCCAUGUGAGCUCUUUGACCUCAGCUUUCAGGGGGGGUUCAGGCUGUGGCCCAAAGUGAGGGAGGAGCGAGAGUCGCAGACGUACGGCAUCACCACAGGGCACCAUCUGGGGAAACCGCUGCCGCCUGAUAACCAAAUCAAAGCUCAACCCGCUGAUGAAAGUAGUGCCCAACCAGACUGCAGGAACUAG
Molecule: messenger RNA, 939 nt
Organism: Perca flavescens (yellow perch)
Lineage: Eukaryota; Metazoa; Chordata; Actinopteri; Perciformes; Percidae
Gene: nqo1
Product: NAD(P)H dehydrogenase, quinone 1
Exons: 6
Coding region: 79-939 (286 amino acids)
Cellular component (GO): cytosol
Molecular function (GO): NAD(P)H dehydrogenase (quinone) activity
Source: RefSeq, a predicted model, not a curated record